UCGCUUGAGAGUGUCUUUGCCGGUUUCUCCUUAAAUCAGGGUUUCAGCGAUGAGUUCGAAGGAGGAGAAGUCGGAAGGCGGCGGAUUCUUCUCGGCGAUAUCUUCAAGUGUGAAGUUUUGGGGUAGCGCUGUGCAGAAAUCUGUUUCAGGGUUGUUGGGUUAUGAAGGCCUCGAAGUUAUUAAUCCCGAAGGAGGCACAGAGGAUGCAGAAGCUGAGGCAGAAAGAGGAAGAUGGAAGAAAGAGGACAGGGAUGGUUAUUGGAAGAUGAUGCAGAACUAUAUUGGAGCAGAUGUUACGUCAUUGGUGACGCUUCCCGUGAUAAUUUUUGAACCAAUGACCAUGAUUCAGAAAAUGGCUGAGUUAAUGGAAUACUGUCAUCUGCUGGACCUUGCUGAUGAAACUGAUGACCCUUACAUGCGAUUGGUCUAUGCUUCUUCAUGGGCGGUCUCCGUUUACUUUGCCUAUCAACGAACAUGGAAACCUUUUAAUCCCAUCCUUGGAGAAACUUAUGAAAUGGUCAAUCACAGGGGAAUCACAUUUAUUGCAGAGCAGGUGAGCCAUCAUCCUCCAAUGAGUGCAGGGCAUGCAGAGAAUGAACAUUUUGUUUACGACAUUACCUCCAAACUAAAAACCAAAUUCUUGGGGAAUUCUGUAGAAGUAUACCCUGUGGGGAGGACAAGGGUGAAACUGAAAAAGGCUGGCGUUGUCUUGGAUUUGGUGCCUCCUCCCACAAAAGUUAAUAACCUUAUAUUUGGCCGUACUUGGGUUGACUCUCCUGGGGAGAUGGUAAUGACAAACUUGACAACUGGGGACAAAGUUGUACUAUACUUUCAACCUUGUGGUUGGUUCGGCACUGGUAGAUAUGAAGUGGACGGAUAUGUCUAUGAUGCAGUAGAGGAACCCAAAAUAUUGAUUACUGGAAAGUGGAAUGAUUCAAUGAGCUAUCAACCAUGCGAUGGUGAUGGUGAACCCCUUCCAGGCACCGAGCUCAAAGAGGUAUGGAAAGUUGCUCCAACCCCAGCGAAUGAUAAGUUCCAGUUUACUCAUUUUGCCCAUAGAAUAAACAGCUUUGACACUGCGCCUAAAAAUUUAUUACCUUCUGAUUCCCGCUUGCGGCCUGAUAGAUUUGCACUAGAACUGGGCGACUUGUCCAAAUCUGGUUCUGAAAAGAGCAAUUUGGAAGAGCAGCAGAGAGCUGAGAAGAAACACAGAGAAGCCCGGGGGGACCAGUUCCGCCCAAAAUGGUUUAACAUUACAGGUGAAAUUACUCCCACACCUUGGGGCGAUCUUGAAGUCUACGAAUACAAUGGAAACUACACAGAGCGCAGGGCUUCUAUCGACAAUUCAGAUACCAUAGAGGAGGUUGAUGUCAAAUCAAUAAAGUUCAACCCAUGGCAGUAUCCAGAUCUCCAUUAAGUGUUAGCCCUUCUAUCUUAUUUCUAUGCCCUCAUUCUUCCCCUUCAUUUGUCUGUGUGGAUUAUGUUUAUUCUGAUUUUCCUAGUAGUAAUGAUUAAAUAGUUUAUGUGAACUUGAAUCAUGCGGUUCUCUUUGUUGUAUUUAACGUUUUUAACCAAUUUAUAAAUUUUAUAAUUCUUAGAAGCAUA
Molecule: messenger RNA, 1605 nt
Organism: Phalaenopsis equestris
Lineage: Eukaryota; Viridiplantae; Streptophyta; Magnoliopsida; Asparagales; Orchidaceae
Product: oxysterol-binding protein-related protein 3A-like
Exons: 10
Coding region: 50-1417 (455 amino acids)
Cellular component (GO): membrane; intracellular membrane-bounded organelle; cytosol
Molecular function (GO): sterol binding
Source: RefSeq, a predicted model, not a curated record